AUGAAGAUGGACAGCAUCAGAGUCAUUUCAGAGUACUUUCUGGAACACCUUCCAGUUGUGGGGCCACUAAGAUUUACAAUUACUGGUGGAUUCAAUCUUGAUGGGAGGUGGGAGAAUCAGAGCUCUUGUCCUGCAACGCCGCCUAGGCAAUACCGAGGAAUGAUAGUUGGCCUUUCCAAACAUUUUCUCACGCGUCUCAUGUUGAAGUUACAACCCACUCGCCCUGUUUUGCCGAAACGUGGUGCUUCACGAAAACCCCUUAUAGAAAAUAUUUUCUUCAAAACAAUCAUUGACUCUCAGCAGUUCAAACUUGAGUAA
This is a messenger RNA of Sphenostylis stenocarpa, 318 nucleotides long. Lineage: Eukaryota; Viridiplantae; Streptophyta; Magnoliopsida; Fabales; Fabaceae. The record is from the annotation of a GenBank genome assembly.